AUGAAAACUGGCUGGAAGCGCCUUAAUGUUUCUGAUGCUUUCAUUUUUGACCAGGACCUGCAAGCUAUCCGCUCCCGAACGCAAACCGAACGCUCACGCAUUUUUUUUUGGCAUGCUACUUUACCUCCCAAUGACCAUCCUGAAUUGCUACUGCCAGUUAACCCUUUGAUCGUAGAUUGCAAGCCAUUCGUUGGAGCCCUCCAAACUGGAUGUAAACGCUUAUCUGACUUUACAACCAACCGAUUUCGGGAGGCAUGCCAGGAUCACACUCAAUCUCCUCUUGUGCCCCUCCCAUUGCAAGCUAAACAAUGGCGUUUAUUUUGGGCCUUUCCCAUCCAUCACACAUCCCAGAACAUAUGGUAUUGGGCUAUACUUAACUCCCUGUCAUGUCAAUACACCCUCCACAGUCGUGCACCAACCAUAUUCGUCACUCCAAACUGUCCCAUUUGCUUGUCUGAGGUGGGCACACUCUCUCAUUUUCUCUACCAGUGCCCACAGAAAUGGACGGUGUGGGAAACUGCAUGGAUUAAGUACUUUGGACUAUCCCCGUCAACAUUUGAUAUCCAUCGCGCACUAUUCUCUCUGGAAAUCCCUGACCAUCCAUCACCUGUAUUCCAUGUCCACCCAUGUCAAAUAACUAGUAGCAUCAUCCUUGCCCUGUGGCGCACUCAAUGGAGCUUUAUCUUUGACAACAGGACUUUCCAGACCUCCUCGAUUAACUCUAAAAUAGACGCCCUUGUUUCGCACCUUUCCUCUGACCUAAAUUUAACAUAG
Messenger RNA from Phycomyces blakesleeanus NRRL 1555(-), 774 nucleotides. RefSeq lists its product as hypothetical. The record is from RefSeq and is a predicted model, not a curated record. The transcript is spliced from 2 exons. The coding region runs from base 1 to 774 and encodes 257 amino acids. Lineage: Eukaryota; Fungi; Mucoromycota; Mucoromycetes; Mucorales; Phycomycetaceae.